This is a messenger RNA of Lotus japonicus, 1937 nucleotides long. Its product is annotated as aldehyde oxidase GLOX. The record is from RefSeq and is a predicted model, not a curated record. The transcript has a single exon. The coding region runs from base 72 to 1676 and encodes 534 amino acids. Lineage: Eukaryota; Viridiplantae; Streptophyta; Magnoliopsida; Fabales; Fabaceae.
UUAUAAUUAGAAAUUAAAAUAGAAGCUUCCUCUCAAACUAGUUCACUUCCUCUAUCUCUCUGUCUUUCUCCAUGGACAGUGUCCUUGCUCUUCUGAUAUGCUUUCUCUUCAUUGCAGCAUUCCCCACACACUCACGUGCCGAUCUCCCCGGCACGUGGGAGCUCCUAGUGGCGGACGCCGGUAUCGCGUCCAUGCACACGGCGGUCACACGCUUCAACACGGUGGUCCUUUUAGACCGGACCAACAUCGGCCCAUCAAGAAAACUCCUCCCAAAAGGCCACUGCCGGUUCGACCGGAACGACGCUCUUCUGAAACGUGACUGCUACGCCCACUCGGUUCACUUCGACUUAAAAACAAACCAACUCCGCCCCUUGAAAAUCCUCACCGACACGUGGUGCUCCUCCGGCCAGUUCCUCCCCGACGGUACGCUCUUGCAAACCGGCGGCGACCUCGACGGGUUUAAAAAGAUCCGAAAAUUUGACCCGUGUGAGGUAAACGGGUCAUGCGACUGGGAGGAGCUAAACGACGUCGAAUUGGCAGAGGGACGAUGGUACGCCACGAAUCAAAUCCUCCCCGACGGUUCCGUCAUCGUCGUCGGCGGAAGAGGCUCCAACACGGUGGAGUUUUACCCUCGGAAACGAAACGACCCCGUUUCGUUCCCGUUUCUCGCUGAAACAGAGGAUACUCAGAUGGACAAUUUGUACCCUUACGUUCAUCUCCUCCCCAACGGUCAUCUCUUCGUGUUCGCGAAUACAAAGGCGGUGAUGUACGAUUUCACCGGAAACAAAAUCGUGAGGGAGUAUCCGCCGUUGGAGGGUGGCCCGAGAAACUACCCGUCGGCGGGGUCGUCGGUGAUGCUGGCGCUAGAAGGUGAUUACUCCUCCGCGGAGGUGGUUGUUUGCGGCGGAGCUCAGUACGGCGCGUUUCUGCAACGGAGCACAGACACGCCGGCGCAUGGAAGCUGUGGUCGGAUCAUGGCGAUGUCACCCGACCCGGUUUGGCAAAUGGAAGACAUGCCGUUCGGGAGAAUCAUGGGCGACAUGGUGAUGCUACCAAGCGGCGAGGUUAUCAUCAUCAAUGGCGCAAUGUCAGGGACGCAAGGCUUCGAGUUAGCUUCAAAUCCAUGCUUGAACCCGGUUCUAUACCGACCCGACCAGCCAACCGGGUUACGGUUCAUGGUGUUGAACCCGGGUACUGUGCCCAGAAUGUACCACGCCACGGCGAAUUUGCUACCGGACGGAAGGAUUUUACUCGCCGGAAGCAACCCACACGUGCUGUACCGAUUCGAUGCGGAGUUUCCCACCGAGUUGCGGAUCGAAGCGUUCUCGCCGGAGUAUUUGGCUCCGGAUAAGGCGAAUAUCCGACCCGAGAUUGUGGAGGUACCCGAAACGGUGCGUUUUGGGGGGAAGUUUGAUGUGGUGGUGACUGUGCCGUUGCCGGUGGUGGGAAUCGUGGAAGUGAACUUGGGGAAUGCGCCGUUUGCCACGCAUUCGUUCUCGCAGGGUCAACGUUUGGUCAAACUAGCAGUAACGUCUGCAAUACCCGACGGUGACGGGAGGUAUAGGAUUGGGGUGACGGCGCCGCCGAGUGGAAUGGUGGCGCCGCCGGGUUAUUACAUGGCGUUUGCGGUGAACCAAGGGGUGCCAAGCGUUGCCCGUUGGAUACACGUCUCGUAGCCGUGAAGUUUAUUCUGUUGGACAUGUUUUAAAAAAAAAUAUUAAUUGUAUUUAUUUUUAUUUACUUGUUGCUUUUUCUUUUCAUUUGGCAUUAAAAUGUGAGAUUCUGCAAUUGUAAUUGUAAUUAGGAAAAUGGAUUGACAGAGAAAAAGGUUGACAGUUGAUGGGGACCCCAGUUGACGCCGUUGAAAUCCUAAGGGGCUGUUUAACGGCUUAAACAUUUGAUUCAAUAUAUGGCAAAAAUAUGUUAAAUUAUGUGGA